Metarhizium acridum CQMa 102 is the source of this 732-nucleotide messenger RNA. The record is from RefSeq and is a predicted model, not a curated record. NCBI's taxonomy places the organism in Eukaryota, Fungi, Ascomycota, Sordariomycetes, Hypocreales, Clavicipitaceae.
AUGAGCUAUCCCGGCGCAGCUCCGCCGCCACCGGGCGCAACGGCCGACCUCGACAAUCCUCAAGACGUGUUGAGAACAGUCAACUAUGUCACGCAAGCCUUGACCCUCAUUUUCACGACGGUCUUUGUCCUGGCUCGCUUGUAUGCCAAAUCGAGGAUACUGGGUGGAGGCGUCACGAUGGAUGACUCGUCGAUGCACGGCGGCGGGCUAAACCAGUGGGAAGUGCGCAGGGAAGACAUUCAGCCCUUCUUUCAGUCCGGCUAUGCAGCUACCCUUUUCUAUGCCCCCAUGACGUUGGCAGUCAAGCUGGCCUUGCUCGUCAUCAUCAUCAGAGUCUUCGGCACGGUUCACAAGAAGACCUUGAUAGGCGUAUAUGUUCUCAUCGGGAUGCUCGUUGCCUACUACGGCUCCGGCUUCUUCAUCAAACUCUUCAUCUGCCGGCCGAUAUCCGCGUACUGGAGAGGGGAGCGGGACAAAUGCCUCAACCAAUCCGCCAUUAUUACCUCGGACGCAAUCAUCAGCGUCAUUAGCGAUUUGACCAUCCUUCUACUGCCCACGCCGCUCACCUGGUCUCUUCAACUGCCAAGGAGAAAGAGGCUACGCGUCAGCGGCAUCCUUUGCGCGGGGGGCAUCGCCACAGCCUUCGGUAUAUAUCGCUUAAUACUGAUUGUGACUGAGCGCAACAGCGCCAAUCAAACGAUUGUGUUUGUCAAAGUUAUUUUGUCUGGGUGA